AUGGUUUUAGAAGCUACUGUUUUAAUUGUUGAUAAUUCUGAAUAUUCCAGAAAUGGAGAUUUCCCUACUACAAGAUUUGAAGCUCAAAUGGAUUCUGUUGAGUUUAUUUUCCAAGCUAAAAGAAACAGUAAUCCUGAAAAUACUUUAGCUUUAAUUUCUUCUGCUGGUGGUACAAACCCUCAAGUUCUAUCUACUUUUACCUCUGAAUUUGGUAAAAUUUUGUCGGGUUUAAAUUCAAUUCAAAUUGAUGGCAGUUCAUCUUUGUUGAAUUCUAUCCAAAUAGCUCAAUUGAUUCUAAAACAUCGUCAGAAUAAGUUACAACAUCAAAGAAUCAUCAUUUUUGUGUGCUCACCAAUCCAGGAUUCUGAAAAGGAGAGUUUGUUAACAUUGGCCAAAAAAUUGAAGAAAAAUAACAUCGCUAUAGAUAUUAUAAAUUUCGGUGAAAUUGAUUCAAAUACUACUUUCUUACAAGAUUUCAUCUCAACUGUAAAUAAUACUAAUUCUACAGAUGAUCAAAGCCAUUUACUUACUGUCCAACCUUCUGCUGCAAGAUUACUAUAUGAGAAUAUUGCAUCUUCGCCAAUAAUAAUGGAACAUAACAAUGGUACUAAUAUGAUGGGUGGUUCAAACUUUGACGAUAACUCAUUUAUGGAUUUUGGCGUAGACCCUUCAAUGGACCCUGAAUUAGCAAUGGCAUUACGUCUAUCAAUGGAAGAAGAACAACAAAGACAAGAAAGAUUAAGACAAGAACAAGAACAACAGCCAAAAGAAUAA
Messenger RNA from Vanderwaltozyma polyspora DSM 70294, 774 nucleotides. RefSeq names its product proteasome regulatory particle base subunit RPN10 (gene RPN10). The record is from RefSeq and is a predicted model, not a curated record. Gene Ontology annotation, biological process: proteasome-mediated ubiquitin-dependent protein catabolic process. Gene Ontology annotation, cellular component: proteasome regulatory particle, base subcomplex; cytosol; nucleus. The transcript has a single exon. Lineage: Eukaryota; Fungi; Ascomycota; Saccharomycetes; Saccharomycetales; Saccharomycetaceae. Gene Ontology annotation, molecular function: polyubiquitin modification-dependent protein binding. The coding region runs from base 1 to 774 and encodes 257 amino acids.